Conger conger (European conger) is the source of this 3278-nucleotide messenger RNA. RefSeq names its product solute carrier family 4 member 1 adaptor protein (gene slc4a1ap). NCBI's taxonomy places the organism in Eukaryota, Metazoa, Chordata, Actinopteri, Anguilliformes, Congridae. The coding region runs from base 7 to 2508 and encodes 833 amino acids. The record is from RefSeq and is a predicted model, not a curated record. The transcript has 14 exons. Gene Ontology annotation, molecular function: mRNA binding; protein binding.
UAAAAUAUGGCGGACUUCAAUUCCACAUGCAUAACGAAAGCGGAGAAAACCUCAGACCAAGAGAUGGAUGUUGACCAGGAAACAGAGAACGGGUCUGUCAAUAAGAAGACGGGAGAACUUGAGGCGAAGGAAGGAGUGGGGAACGAUGUUCAGGAUGCAAACGACCCUUUCAAGAAGCCUGCCAUUUUCUCGGCGCCCUCUCUUGCGAGAAGAGCAGGUGUCACACCGACUUGUGCUGCUAAGAAGGUCUCGCCGGAGUCCGACAAGUCAAAGGAGCACCACAAACCCGAGAAGGUGUUGGGCACCGACGAUCUCCUUGCAGGUAAGACGGGAGCCGACAACGAAGAGGAAAGCAACUCUAACGACAACCAUUCCACGGAAAGUGUCAGUGGGACGGCGGACAGCACGAAUCAGUGCGACAAAGACAAGAGUAAAAGCGUCUCCUCCUCCAGGAGUGUAACAUUGCAAAAAGUAAAUCCAAGGGUUUCAGUUAAACUGGCGCCAGUGGGAAACUUUAAACCCGGACCUCCGUUAGCAUACAGCGAACCUCCGUGGGGUGGUGUUAGUGAAAUCCGCUACUCACUCGAGAUCCUGAAGAACGGCGCUAUCGUGGACACGGUUCCGCUCACCCAGAGUAGCUAUUUCGUUGUCGGGAGGCUACCUUUGUGCGAUGUGUCUUUGGAACAUCCUUCAAUUUCAAGAUAUCACUCUGUGCUCCAGUACCGACUGUUCCCCGGCGAAGAGGGUGUUGUUGGGGAAGAGUCCGGUUUCUACGCAUUUGACCUGGGCAGCACGCACGGUACUUUCGUCAAUAAGAACAAAAUCCCCCCAAAGACCUACAUCAGGAUCCGGGUUGGGCACAUGCUCAAAUUUGGAGGAAGCACCAGACUUUUUAUUCUUCAGGGUCCAGAGUCUGACGAGGAGGCGGAGUCUGAGCUGACCGUCACCGAGCUGAGAGAGAGAGCCAGGAAGCAGAGGGAGACCUUGGAGAAGAGGAUGAUGGGAGAGGGCUCUGAUGAGGAGGAUGAGAAGGAGGGGAAGGGCGACGAGGAGCCCGGCUCCAGCGGGAGAGGAGGCUCUAAAGAGGACGCUGGCUGCUCCUGGGGAAUGGAGGAGGACGCUGUGCCUGAGGAGGAUGAGAACGAGGAGAACCCCUUCGCCACGGAGUUCCAGGAGGACCAGGAGGCGGCCUACCUAAAGGACCCCAAGAAAGCCCUGCAGGGGUUCUUUGACAGAGAAGGAGAAGAACUGGAGUACGAAUAUGACGACAAAGCCCACGGCACCUGGCUUUGCAGAGUGAAGUUACCGGUGGACGACGCGGCGGGCAGGCAGCUGGUCGCCGAGGUGACGCACACGGGGAAGAAGAAGGAAGCGGCCAUUCAGUGCUCCCUGGAGGCGUGCCGCAUCCUGGAGGCCCGGGGGCUGCUGCGGCAGGAGGCCGUUUCCCGCAAGCGCAAGAAGAAGAACUGGGAGGACGAAGACUACUACGACAGCGACGACGACACCUUCCUGGACCGGACCGGCGUGGUGGAGAGGAAGAGGAAGGAGCGGAUGAAGAGGGCGGGCAAGAUCGAGGAGCGGCCGGAGACGUACGACUCGCUGGUGCUGAAGCUGGCGGGCGCGGAGAAGGAGCUGACUGAAACGGAGAAGAAGCUCAGCGCUUCAGAGAAAGGGGGCGCUCACUCCUCCUCGGAGGACCCUCUGGACGCCUUCAUGAGCGAGGUGCGGAGCUCGGCCUCCAUGGACGGCGUGGAGCGCAGGAAGCUCCACCUGCACGUGAGCGAGCUGCGCAGGGAGGCCGCGCGACUGCGCCGGCUGGUGGAGCUGACACGCCCUGCGCAACUACCUGCCCUGCAGCCGGGGAGCCAGUCCUCCGACCCGGGACAGCCCAGGAAGCUGGUCCUGCCGCUUUUCGGAGCCAUGAAGGGAGGGAGCAAGUUCAGGCUGAAGACGGGGACCGUGGGGAAGAUUCCCCCGAAGAGGGCCGAGCUUCCUCCACAGCUGUUCAACCUGAAGGAGCUGCCCCCUGGAGGCGAGGAGGAGGAAGAGGAGGAAGAGGAGGAGGACGAGCAGGGGAAGGACAAAGACUCGUCUGUCGUCCAGGAGACGACCAAUCGGCAGUCAGAGGAGGAGGAGGAGGAGGAGGAGCCGGAGAGCCCAGCCGGAGAUAAACCAAUGAAAAUGGGGCAGAGGAUGCCCCGCCCCCACAGUACUGCAGAGAGAACAGAAUCGGAUAAGCAGACGUCAGACAAGGAGGAGGGAGAGCAGCCUCAAAGCGCCAGAGACGCAUGCACACCUGCACAAGGCCAGGAAGGGGGCGCCGCGAAAACACAGACCCCGACCCCCCCGAAGAGCAAAGGGAAGAGGAGGAUGGUCGGACCCAGCAGGCCGCCUGUUCCCCUCUCCACCCAGUAUCCCGAGGACGACCCCGACUACUGCGUCUGGAUGCCCCCUACAGGUCAGACGGGGGACGGCCGCACCCACCUCAACGACAAGUACGGCUACUAGGAGGAGCGGGGGGCCUCUUCGUCCGCCGUCGUCUUCGUGACCUCCGCGACCUUCAGAAGUGCGGUCGACGCGCGGGGCUUGUGACUCGGCUUGGCACUUUUUCCACUCGUCGUCUUUCCCAGAAGUUUCUCUUCCCUUUCCAGACGGUUCUGUGUGUUCGCUGAUGCACUCGGGUGUCGAAAUUCAGCCACGUGCUACAUUUCGCCGUCCGUUCCGAUUCCUCUACUCUCUCGUCCUGAAUGACUCGUGCUGACUGUAGAAAAACAGGAACAGGAAGUGAUGUCACACACCAGCAGUGUUUUUUUUUUAUUUUUAUUUUUUUAUCCUACUCGUCUACUGCGGAAAGACCUGAAACGAGGACCGGCCUAGUGUUGCGUAAUCAGGACCCAACUUUGAGGACACAUCGAGAAUGUCUGAUAUCGGGAGGUGUGAGAUUGUAUGAGCCCCUACCUUCUGGUUUAGUUACCCCUAGCGAUAACUGGCCUGUCCUUUCUUCUAGAAGAGUCCUUGGCUGUAAAACUACUGCACCUGCCCCCGUUUCAGGUUAUGAACCCCCCCUGCCCCUUAUACUGAGGGCUCCAGACUCCGGAUCGAUAGAGGAUGUACCAAGGCUUGGGGGCCCUGGUCUUAGAUGGAAUUACUUUUUUAAUCCAGAUGGGACAGGACAGGCUGCACUUAUUUUCUGUGUUUUGUGUCCACUUCACUGCUCCUCAGACAGGAUUAUAUACAAUCCCUUCAGUUCCAGCCCCCCUGCUCCCCUACCCCCCAAA